ACCAGCGUACGGCUAGCAUUCGCGUCUUGGAAACAGUUGCUCUUAGCGGUUCGGGUUAACAUGAGGCUGCUUUUGCUGCUGGUGGCCAGCUGGGCCGUGCUGGGCGUGGCCCUGGCCGAGUCGAGCUACAAUUAUUUUCGGCUGCCGACUGCGCUGCGACCGCGUAAAUAUGUUUUGCGCGUCUUAACGCAUCUGGAGGAUCCGGAAAAUCUACGCUUCGAGGGCAGCGUUAAAAUCAAAUUCGAAGUGAUGGAAAAUACAAGGAACAUAACGCUGCACGCCAAGAAUCUGACCAUCAAUCAAUCGCAGAUCACACUGAGAGACACCUCGAUUGACAACCGAAAGAAUUGCAUUGCAUCCACCGAGGUGAAUACGGCUCACGAUUUCUAUGUGAUGCGCAUGUGCGAUGAGCUCAAUGCCGGCGAAAUCUACGAGCUGACCAUGCCCUUUUCCGGCGAACUCAAUCGCCAGCUGGAGGGCUACUACAGAAGCUCCUACACAGAGCCCGACACCAAUAAGACCCGCUGGCUAUCCAUUACACAGUUUGAGCCGGCCUCUGCGCGCUUGGCCUUCCCCUGCUUCGAUGAGCCCGAUUACAAGGCGCCAUUUGUGGUCACAUUGGGCUACCACAAGCGGAUGACCGGCCUGAGCAACAUGCCCGUUAAGGAGAUCAAGCCACACGAGAAUAUUAAGGACUACAUUUGGUGCGAGUUCAAGGAGUCGGUGCCGAUGUCCACCUAUUUGGUUGCCUAUUCGGUGAACGAUUUUGCCCACAAGCCGUCGACGCUGCCAAAUAGCACACUCUUCCGCACCUGGGCGCGUCCGAAUGCCAUCGAGCAGUGCGACUAUGCGGCCGACUUUGGACCCAAAGUGCUGCAGUACUAUGAGCAGCUGUUUGGCAUUAAGUAUCCAUUACCCAAAAUCGAUCAGAUUGCCAUACCCGAUUUCAGUGCCGGCGCCAUGGAGAACUGGGGCCUGGUCACCUACAGAGAAAUCGCAUUGCUCUAUUCGGCGAAUCACUCGUCGCUGGCGGACAAGCAGCGCGUCGCCUCUAUCGUUGCCCAUGAGCUGGCCCAUCAAUGGUUUGGCAAUCUGGUGACAAUGAAAUGGUGGACGGAUCUCUGGCUGAACGAGGGAUUUGCCACAUAUGUGGCUAGCCUCGGUGUCGAGAACAUCAAUCCCGAGUGGCGCGCCUUGGAGCAGGAGUCGCUCAACAAUCUGCUGACCAUCUUCCGCAAAGAUGCCCUACAGAGCAGCCAUCCCAUAUCGCGACCCAUCGAGGUGGUCAGCGAGAUCUCGGAGAGCUUCGAUCAGAUCUCAUAUCAGAAGGGCUCCACGGUGCUGCGCAUGAUGCAUCUGUUCAUGGGCGAAGAAUCCUUCCGUGCGGGCAUACAAAACUAUCUGCGCAAGUUCUCCUACGGCAAUGCCGAGCAGGAUAAUCUCUGGGAGUCGCUCACCGAGGCGGCACACAAAUUCCGGGUGCUGCCCGACGACUAUGACAUCAAGCGCAUCAUGGACUCAUGGACGCUGCAAACGGGUUACCCCAUCAUCAACAUAACCCGCAACUAUUUGGAUGGCAGCGCCCAGCUGUUGCAGGAGCGUUAUUUGCUAAACACUCAGAUUUCGCGGGAUCAGCGUGAGUUUUGCUGGUGGGUGCCGCUGAGCUAUACGACCCAAGCGGAGCAGGACUUUAAGAACACGGCGCCAAAGGCAUGGAUGGAAUGCGGCAGCGGUGGCGAAAUGCUGCCCACGAAGAUAAAUGAUCUGCCCGGCAAGGAUCAGUGGAUCAUAUUCAAUACACAACUGUCGACGCUGUACAAGGUGAACUACGAUGAGCACAACUGGAAGCUGCUGAUCGAGACGCUGACCAACGGCGACUUUGAGCGCAUUCAUGUGAUUAAUCGUGCCCAGCUAAUAGACGAUGCACUGUAUCUGGCCUGGACGGGCGAACAGGACUAUGGUAUUGCCAUGGAAUUGAUUGACUAUUUGAGGCGUGAACGCGAGUAUUUGCCCUGGAAAUCGGCCUUCGAGAACUUGAAGCGCAUGAAGAAUAUCAUCAGACAAACGCCCAACUUUGAAUUCUUCAAGCGUUAUCUGCAAAAACUAAUAGAGCCCAUUUACCUGCAUAUGAAUGGGUUGAACGACACCUUCGGCAAGAUCGAGCGCCAGGACCAGGUGCUGCUCAAGACCAUGGUGGGCAACUGGGCGUGCCAGUAUCUGGUGUCCGACUGUGUGCCGGUGGCACAGGCCUACUAUCGCGCCUGGCUCGGCGAAAAGGAGCCGGAUAAAAAGAAUCCGGUGCCAAUAAAUUUGCGUCAAACGGUUUACUGCACCGCGAUACGACAUGGCAACGAUGCCGACUGGCAAUUCCUGUGGACGCGCUACAAGAACUCGAACGUGGCCGCCGAGAAGCGGACGAUGUUGUUCUCGUUGGGCUGCACGCGUGAGGUCUGGCUGUUGCAGCGUUAUCUGGCCUUGACCUUUGAACCGAAGGAGGGCAUACGCAAACAGGACUCGAUGUGGGCAUUCCAGGCGGUGGCAUACAACGAGAUCGGCUUCCAUUUGGCCAGGGACUACUUUAUUAAUAAUGUCGACUUUAUCUACAAAUUCUAUCAUCCCAUUAUCAAGGACAUGUCGCGCCUGUUGCCACCAAUUUCGGAGCAGACAUUCCUGCAAAGCGAUUUCGAUGACUUCAAGAGGUUCGUAGCCGAACACAAAGCCUCGCUGAAGGGCCUGGAACAGGCCACACAGCAGACCUUGGAGACGAUGCUCACCAAUGUCCAAUGGAAGGAACGCAACUAUCAGCAGGUUUCCACCUCCAUACGAAAAGUGCUCCAGAACUAAAAUACAAUAGAAAAAAAACAAUAUUAAAGGCGUUUAAUUACACGCAUAUCCUUAAUUAAAAUAUAAUUAGUUCCGCCAGCCCUCAUCAGCUCAUUGAAGUCUCUCUGAAUUCAAAAAGUUCCAAAUAAAUUAUAUUAAACAUA
Messenger RNA from Drosophila montana, 2987 nucleotides. RefSeq names its product aminopeptidase Ey-like. Bases 61 to 2844 code for a protein of 927 amino acids. Lineage: Eukaryota; Metazoa; Arthropoda; Insecta; Diptera; Drosophilidae. The record is from RefSeq and is a predicted model, not a curated record. Gene Ontology annotation, molecular function: metalloaminopeptidase activity; peptide binding; zinc ion binding. The transcript has 7 exons. Gene Ontology annotation, biological process: peptide catabolic process; proteolysis. Gene Ontology annotation, cellular component: cytoplasm.